Triplophysa rosa is the source of this 2481-nucleotide messenger RNA. It is a transcript of the gene noc2l, whose product is annotated as NOC2-like nucleolar associated transcriptional repressor. The transcript has 19 exons. Gene Ontology annotation, cellular component: Noc1p-Noc2p complex; nucleolus; nucleoplasm. Gene Ontology annotation, biological process: ribosomal large subunit biogenesis; negative regulation of transcription by RNA polymerase II. Gene Ontology annotation, molecular function: transcription corepressor activity; histone binding. The coding region runs from base 50 to 2308 and encodes 752 amino acids. Lineage: Eukaryota; Metazoa; Chordata; Actinopteri; Cypriniformes; Nemacheilidae. The record is from RefSeq and is a predicted model, not a curated record.
CCGGUGCAUUGUGGGUAUUACGUCCACAUGCACGUUUCUCUCAUCCAGCAUGGCAGGGAAAAAUAAGAGGAAGUUGGGAGAUCUGAGUGUGGAUGAGUUCCUGUCGUCAGGAUUUGAUUUUGAGGAGGACGGUGAUUCUCAGGAUGAGGACGAAUCAACACAACAGGAGAGUAAGAGUAAGAAACCUGCACCCCCCAAAAAGUCUGUCAAAAAGCAGGGCAAAGCGUCCGAGCACAAGGACCAGCUAUCAGAACUGAAGCGCAAAGACCCAGAAUUCUUUAAAUUCUUAGAAGAUAAUGACAAGACUCUCCUGAACUUUGAGGACUCUGAUAGUGAUGAAGCUGAAGAUGAAGAGGAGAGGAUGUACCACAAACUCCCAUCGCAACUGGAGGAUGCCAAUUCGGAUGAUAAUGAAGAGCAAGAAGCGGAUAAAAAGAAUGUGAAAACAACUAAGAAGUCUAAUGAAGCUAUCAAAGUCACAGAAGCCAUGAUUGAGAACUGGAGAACAGGACUGACGAAAGAGCCCACGUCACGAUUGUUUAGGGACAUCACGCAAGCCUUCAAGGCCGCUGUAGCUACAACGAAGGGUGAAUCUGAUGAGCAGUGUCGCUACACCAUCGCAGAGAGCACAGUGUUUAAUUCCCUCAUCCUGUUCUGCAUAAAGGAAAUGCAUGCAGUGCUUAAUAGAAUGCUUAACCUCAGAGCUCCAGAAAAAGAUCAGAAGAAAAUGAUACUUCCAUCGUCGAGUCCCAGGUGGCAUAAACAUCAGAUUGAUAUUAAGAUGUAUAUAGCUGGUGUUGUCCAGCUUCUUUCCAGUUUAAGCCAGUCAACAGUCAUAGAUGCAGUUCUUCGUCAUACCCACCAGAUGGUGCCAUUCUACCUGUGUCUGCCAAAACAGUGCAGAAUCCUGGUGAAAAACUUGAUCAGACAUUGGAGCACAGGAGAGGAGACCGUGAGGGUUCUGGCCUUUUUGGUACUUAACAAGAUCUGCCGCCAUAAACCAGAGAGCCAUCUAAAUAACGUUCUCAAGCAAAUGUACAUCGCCUACGUGAAGAACUGCAAGUUCACCUCACCCAACGCUCUUCCCAUGAUUAGUUUCAUGCAGAGGACUCUCACAGAGAUGUACUCACUGGACACGCAGAUGUCCUACCAACAGGCCUUCAUCUACAUCCGUCAGCUGGCCAUACACCUCCGCAGUGCCAUGAAUAUGAAAAAGAAGGACACAUAUCAGUCGGUGUAUAAUUGGCAGUAUGUGCACUGUCUGUAUCUGUGGUGUCGGGUGUUGAGCACUAUACACCCCAGUGAGGUUCUGGAGCCGUUGAUCUACCCGCUGUGUCAAGUCAUCAUCGGCUGCAUCAAGCUAGUUCCCAUCGCUCGGUAUUAUCCUCUGAGACUGCACUGCGCCAGAGCCCUCAUCUUGCUCUCUGCCAACACCAAGACGUUUGUGCCCGUUUUACCCUUUCUGGUAGAGAUCCUCCAGCAGGAAGACUUCAAUAAGAAACCAGGUCGCAUCAGUGUAAAGCCCAUCAAUUUUGCAGUGAUUCUCAAACUCAGCAAGACCAAUCUCCAAGAGAAGGCCUAUAAGGAUGGUCUGCUGGAACAGCUGUAUGAUCUCAUCUUAGAGUACCUCCACACACAGGCCUGUAGCAUUGGCUUCCCUGAGCUGGCACUGCCCACCAUCAUUCAGCUGAAAGCGUUCUUGAAGGAAUGCAAAGUGGCCAAUUACUGCAAGCAGAUGCGACAGCUGCUGGAGAAGAUGCAGGAGAACUGCAGCUACAUUACAGGACGCAGGCAGAAAGCUGCGUUUGCUGUGUCUGAUACUGAAGCUGUGGUGGCCUGGGAGAAGCAGGUUGCAAAAGAAGGAACCCCUCUCACGAAAUAUUACAGCCAAUGGAAGAAACUUCGUGAAAGGGAAAUUCAGCUGGAGAUUUCUGGAAAAGAGAGGAUGGAGGACUUGAAUCUGCCUGAAAUCAAGCGGAAAAGAGCUGAAGAGAAGAAAUCUGCCAAGAAGGAGUUUAAGGGUCUUUUUGAGUCUGAUAGUGAAGACGACAGCAAUGAAGACCUGUUCAAAUCCAGAGAGGAACAGGGUGACUCAGGUGAUGAUGAAGGCCUUGAGGAUCUUUCAGACCUGAGCGAUGAGGAUGAUGAUGAUGCCUCAGGGGAAAUUGAUGAUUCAGAUGAAGAGCAGAAAAAGCCUUCGUCCUCUAAAGGCAAGGCACCAAGGAAGAUGUUGAGCACAGAGCUGAAUCAGGUGGCGGAGGGAGGUGAUGAUAUGGUGGAGGACCUGGAACUCUCAGAUCAGGACUAAACGUGAUUGACACUGUUGUUGAGUUGUGUACAGCCCAUGUUAUAGUGAUAACUGUGUUUUCUUAUGCACAAUUGUACUUUAUAAAUGUGCGAAUUAAAACAAAGACUUCUUAUUCAUCUUCUACAAGUCAUGUUGUAUGAAAUUAAAGUCAUUUCUUACAAUAUGUAUCCAAA